GGAGGAUGAGAGCCCGGGGAGAAGCAGGCUCCCCCCGGAGCGCGGGGCUAGACAAGGGGCCAUUCCGGGACCCCAGGAUCCUGACCUGGAGGAAGGCAGACACUCAACUGCGAGCCCCCCGGGCGUCCCCUGUGAUGUGUUUUCCAAAUGUGAAUAACUUCAGUAUUUCCUCAUUGUGGAAACAAUCCACUGUUGGUUGGAGUCUCGAGCCUGUUGCCUUCUAGCCGGGACGGUCCCCCAGCCCUUCAGCCCAUCUUCUCCCGCCGCCUGCACACGCGCGGCUCCGUAAUCGAGACCGCGGGGCACGCAGGACCGCCGGGCACGCAGGGAGCAUCAGGGGCCCUUUCCCGCACUGCCUAUCCGUCUGUCCCUCUGUCCAACCGCCCCACAACCCCCUCCCGCCUCUUUCCUCGCCCCUCCGGGCACACGUACCUUCACCCUGCAUCGGUAUCCCCCAAAUUCCUCCGUCCGGGGUGCCCUGAGUGUCUCUGUGACUGGUUCAUGGUGCCCCCUUUUGGGGGAGCAAGAACCCCGGCCCCUUUCAUGUCCUUGCAGCUGGACUAAGAAUCACGUGGCCACGAGGCAGAUUCACAGGAGAAAAUCCAAUUUAGCAGCGUGCGGACGGGGAAUCCACACAGAUGUGAACGUCCCGGACGGUCGGGCGACAGGGGGCACCCGUGUCAUCUGAACGGAGAAGAAGGGCCGGGGCUCUGGGGCUUCGGAGGGAAGGAACCCGCUUCACAGGGCGACAAGAGGCGGCUGUUUGCGGAUUAGGGGGUCUUCCGCCGUGCAGAUCAAAUGCAUCUCUGCUGAGAACCUUAUUCUGGAAAGACCCCCCCCCAGUCCAGAUUCUUCUGUGGGGUUAAGGAGGGGGCAGAGUUUCUCCCGAGCCCACGGGGUCUCCAUUGCCAGCAACUCAAGAGAAUGCUCGCGCCAAGUAGUGCGUUCCUGGGGGUUGGAGUUUGACCCCUUCACCUCCGACCAAAAGAAAUACCCAAUAGUUCUAUCAAUUAAUUGCUGCUGUUGGGUCCAAACAACUCAGCAGCAGCAGGUUGUGUGGUGUCCAACAGGUGACUCUGUGCCCCCCUGAGAAGUUUAAAAACCCACGAGCGACCUUGCAAGUUGGCUGAGGUUCCUCAGGGUGCCCGGACACACCGUUUGGGAACCAUCGCCCGACCACUCUGGGCAAUGCCUUUUCCUCACCUGCAUGUCCCUCAGAGGCUUACCUGUGAGCCGCAGCCGCCACCAUCUGGAGAGACAACAGGACACACGAUGUCUUCCCGAAAGCAUCAGGUCGGGGGACAGGACCCAGGUGACCUCACCAAAAUGCUCCACUCCCUGACCCUGCAGCAGCCGGAAGGAAGCAGGGCCCAACAGAAGACAAAGGGCCCCGAGCACAGGCUGGCUAGCCAGUACGAGGAGAAGGUGCGCCCCUGCAUCGACCUCAUCGACUCCCUGCGGGCCCUGGGUGUGGAGCAGGACCUGGCCCUGCCCGCCAUCGCUGUCAUCGGGGACCAGAGCUCGGGCAAGAGCUCCGUGCUGGAGGCUCUGUCGGGGGUCGCCCUCCCCAGAGGCAGCGGGAUCGUGACCAGGUGCCCGCUCGUGCUGAAGCUGAAGAGGCAGCUGCAGGAGAGUGCGUGGAAGGGUCGGAUCAUCUACGGCACCAGGGAGGUCCAGCUCCAGGACCCCUCCCAGGUGGAGAAGGAGAUCCUCAAAGCCCAGAACACCUUAGCCGGGGACGGAGUCAGCAUCAGCCAUGAGCUCAUCAGCGUGGACAUCAUCUCCCCCGAGGUUCCGGACCUGACCCUCAUCGACCUCCCCGGCAUCACCAGGGUGCCUGUGGGAAACCAGCCCCAGGACAUCGGGCUGCAGAUCAAGGCACUCAUCAAGAAGUACAUUCAGAGGCAGGAGACAAUCAACUUGGUGGUGGUCCCCUGCAACGUGGACAUCGCCACGACAGAGGCGCUGAGCAUGGCUCAGGAGGUGGACCCCAGAGGAGACAGGACCAUAGGAAUCCUGACCAAACCGGAUCUCGUGGACAAGGGCGCGGAACCCAUGGUCAUGAAAGUGGCUCAGAACCUCACGUACCAUCUGCAGAAGGGCUACUUGAUGGUGCGGUGCCGGGGCCAGGAGGAGAUCACCAACAGGCUGAGCCUGGCCGAGGCAACCAGGAAGGAAACGAUGUUCUUCCAGAAACACCCGCACUUCAGAGCUCUCCUGCAGGAAGGAAAGGCUACGGUGCCCUGUCUGGCGGAAAGACUGACCAACGAGCUCAUCUUGCACAUCAAUAAAUCACUCCCGCUGCUAGAGGAGCAAAUACGGGAGAGCCACCAGAAGGCCACCGAGGAGCUGCACCAGUGCGGAGACGACACCCCCAGCAACGAGACCGACAGGAUGUUCUUCCUGAUCGACAAAAUCAAGAUGUUUAAUCAGGACAUUGAGAAGCUAACAGAGGGAGAAGAAGUGGUCAAGGAGAAAGAGACCCGCUUAUUUAACAAAAUCCGGGAGGAGUUUGAGAACUGGGUGCUCGUGCUCACAGCCAAUACCCAAAAAGUUAAAAAUAUUAUUCACGAAAAAGUCUCAAUAUACGAGAAGCAGUAUCGCGGCAAGGAGCUUCUCGGCUUUGUCAACUACAAGACGUUCCAGACCAUAGUGCACCAGUACCUCGAACAGCUGGUCGACCCCGCGCUUGCCCUGCUCCAGAAGGCUGUUGAAAUCAUCCGGCAAACGUUCUCCGACACAGCCAAGAAGCAUUUUAGUGGAUUUUCCAACCUUAAUCAAAGAGCCCAGAACAAGAUUGAAGACUUAAAAACGAGACAAGCAGAAAUAGCGGAAAAUCUGAUCCGGCUUCAGUUCCGAAUGGAGCAGCUGGUGUACUGCCAAGACGAGAUUUACAGCGUGGUUCUGAACCAAGUCCGGCAAGAGGUUUUCAACCCAAUAGGAAAGCCCAUGCAGAAUCAUGAGAUGAAAACGUCUUUCUCAAAAGAUACGUCUUCGAUGUCGUCCAUCACUGAAAUUGGGGUGCACCUGAAUGCAUAUUUCUGGGAAACCAGCAAACGUCUGGCCAACCAGAUCCCAUUCAUAAUUCAGUAUUUCAUACUCCAGGAGAACGGCAGUUGCCUACAGAAAGCCAUGAUGCAGGUCCUACAGGAGAGGGAGAACUACUCCUGGCUGCUUCAAGAGCAGAGCGAUAUCGCUGCCAAGAGGAGGUUCCUUAAGGAUAAAAUUUACCGGCUGUCUCAGGCGCAGCGCACGCUCUAUAAUUUCUACGGUUAAAGGGGGCGCGUCUGUGGAGGGGCACGAUGCUUCAGGAUUUUCUCUUCUGUGCAUUCACCUUAAGGAGAGGCGAGAGGUGGCCUCUUACCUGGAACCAAGCUUUUCUGCUGCCCCCCUGUGUCCGCCUUCUCUGUACUGCGCUUGCGCUCAGCCCAGAGUUUGUAUCUAAAGUUCGCACUCACUCGGGGCUGUCACCUCCGCCAGGAGGUCCUCUCUGAUCUCCCCAAAGAGGUGGCUCUCCAGUCCUUGAGCCCCACAGCCCCUGGUCACAGCGUUGUCAACUAUUGCUCUCUUUCUUUGUUAGGUUGUAGGGCCCCAGAGGGGGGAGGUCAGGAUCAUAUUCUUCUGUAUUUCCAGAAUCUUGAAUGGCACCGGCUACACUCUAGUCCCUUAAUACAUGAUCUGUCACUGAACACGUGAAUGAGGAAGCCUCCCGGGUGCUAUGGCUUUAAUCAAGACUUGGGUGGUUUCAGAAGGUGUCCCUUGGCUGGCCGCUCUCAGAGCAAUUCAGCCAUGCCACCUGCUUCCCAGGGUUGACCGUAGCCGUGUUUCCAGCCCCCCAAGGGAAAGGAGCUCGAAUGAUACCAAUUCUAAUGUGGUUUCCUGGCUCCAGGGAGCCCCCGUGUGAAGUCUUAAAGAGAAGGUUAGUAAGGAGAAACACUUUUUAAAGAGUGUAUUUGUUUAUUUGACACAGAGAGAGAGAAAGAGAAAGCACAAGCAGCAUGAGCAGGAGAGGGAGACACAGACUCCCCACUGAGCCAGGAGCCCAGUGCAGGGCUCGAUCCCAGGAUGCUGGGAUCAUAACCUGAGCCAAAGGCAGACACUUAACUGACUGAGCCACCUGGCGCCUCAGAAAAAAUAUAUAUAUAUUUUUUUAAUGCAGAGAUUUAUACCAGUGGCCAUCUCUAGGUUGGAGGAUUGUGGCUAAUUUUAUUUUGUCCGUCAUGCUAGGCAAUACCUACUUCAGAGGAAUUUUAGGAGGGUCAAGGGUAAGCAUUUCUGCAAAACACCUGUCCCAAAGCAGGUGUUCAAAAAUGCCAGCAAUUCCUCCCUCCCCAUCCGACACCUCUUCCUUCCUUCCUUCCUUCCUCUCUAGGUCCGUAGAGCACCCCUCGGCUUCUGAAACCCCUGCAGCCCACUCUAUCUCCCUGUCCUUUGAUACUCUGCGAGGCGGCUGCUCUAAGGUGGUAGAGGAGCCCGACCUCAUUGUUUUGCACCCACACGCCCCGUGGUCCCAGCACCCUUGGUGGAAGGGACCAUCCUUCUUCCCCCACUGGUCUUAGCACCCUAGUCAAACAUCAUCCGGCUGUACGCGGAAGUGUUUAUUUCUGGGCUUUCUGUUCAAGUCCGCUGGUCUGUGUCUGACUUUAGGCCAAUACCACCGUGUUUUGGUAACAGUAGCUUUGCAGUCAGUUUAGAAAUCAGGAAGCGGGGGUCCUUAACUUCUUCUUUCUUUCUCAGGAUGGUUUUGCCCACUUCGAGGUAGCUUGAGAUUGUACAUGAAUCGUGAAUCUUAGGGUGGGCUUUUCCUCUCUCUACCAAAAAUGUCAUUGGGAUAUUGACCGGGGACGGUGCUGACUCUGGAGGUCACUUUGGGGGAUACCUGCAUCUUAACGAUAUGAAAUCUUGCAAUCCAUGAACACGGGAUGUCUUUCCAUUAAUUUAUGUCUUCUUUAACGUCUUUGAACAAUGCUAUUAUCAUUGAGGCAGGCAUUGAGAGAGAGAGAGAGAGAGAGAGGCGCCGCCCGCCCGCUUGGCGGUCGCCUUUUUUUUUAAGAUUUUAUUUUUUUGACAGAGAUCACAAGUUGAUGGAGAGGCAGAGAGAGAGAGAGAGAAAAGCAGGCUCCCCGCUGAGCAGAGAGCCCAUGCGGGACUCGAUCCCAGGACCCUGAGAUCAUGACCUGAGCCGAAGGCAGCGGCUUAACCCACUGAGCGUAUGGGUCUUUCAUUUCCGUGAUUAGGUUAAUCCCCGAAUUGUUUAUUCUUUUUGAUGCUGUUGUAAGCGGAACUGGUUUUCUUCAUUUCUUUUCCAGACCACUCAUUGUUAGGGUUACAGAAACGCAACGGACUUUCACUCUUCAGUUCAUAUCUUGGUACUCUCCAGUUUGUGCACUAGUCCUAACAGCUUUUUGUUUUUUGGUUUGGGGGGGGGCAGAAUAUUUGUGGUUUUGCACUUGUAAAGUCAUUAAAUCUUUGAACCCUCUGUGAACAGAGAUCACCGUACUUCUUCCUUUCCAAUCUGGAUGUCUUUCAUUUUGUUAUCUUGUGGGAUUCGUCCUCGGACACCAUCUUGAAGUGGCAAAAGUGGAGCGUCUCUGGUUUUAAAGAACCUUUGCGAUAUUGAAGCUAACCGUUACGGAAAGAGCAUAGGAAAGAGAAAAUAUUGAUCUUUGUUCUGGCAACCUUUACUUUUCUUUUUUCUUUCGUAAUUUGGAUUUCCCCCCUCAUUUUAUGAGUUGGGUCACGUAGCAGCUCUGAGAAGACCCACGGCUCCUGUUCCCUUGUUUGUGGCCUUCUUACCUUUAAAUUGUAAACGCCGUUGUGAAAGUAAAGUCUGAGAAAAAGCAA
Messenger RNA from Mustela lutreola (European mink), 5844 nucleotides. It is a transcript of the gene MX2, whose product is annotated as MX dynamin like GTPase 2. Gene Ontology annotation, biological process: defense response to virus. Gene Ontology annotation, cellular component: cytoplasm; membrane; microtubule. NCBI's taxonomy places the organism in Eukaryota, Metazoa, Chordata, Mammalia, Carnivora, Mustelidae. The transcript has 14 exons. Gene Ontology annotation, molecular function: GTPase activity; microtubule binding; GTP binding. Bases 1189 to 3276 code for a protein of 695 amino acids. The record is from RefSeq and is a predicted model, not a curated record.